UUAAUCGAUUACAAGGAGAAUCUUUUCGUCAAGUGUAUAUUACUACAUCUCAAAUUGAAGUUGCUAAUAUACAAUGGAACUAUAAUCAAAUAAAUGAUGUUAUUAAAGUGGAAAUUUGGGAUGUGUAUUUUAACAUAUUAAUUUUCUUGGUAGCCCCGACUAAACUACCGCCACCCCGUUCUGCGCUUCUACCACCGGAUCAACUUACACUUGAUGCUGCAACUACAGAUGCGAUAUCGGAGGUUAAUCGUGAACGAAUAUCAGAAUAUCCUUCGUCCAAUAUGGUUCG
This is a messenger RNA of Cetraspora pellucida, 289 nucleotides long. The record is from the annotation of a GenBank genome assembly. Lineage: Eukaryota; Fungi; Glomeromycota; Glomeromycetes; Diversisporales; Gigasporaceae.